Eruca vesicaria subsp. sativa (arugula) is the source of this 1233-nucleotide messenger RNA. Lineage: Eukaryota; Viridiplantae; Streptophyta; Magnoliopsida; Brassicales; Brassicaceae. The record is from the annotation of a GenBank genome assembly.
UGGAGAAAUUGCUGCAAAUACGUGACUAUGGAGCUUAACACGAGUCUGGGUUUUAGGUUUCUUCAGUGAAUCUGUUAGGUUUCGAAAGCAAUUUCUGUAAAAUCAUCAGAUCGUCGUGAAAAUUUCGGGAAAGAACAAAACUUUACCGGUGUCUAAUCAAGUGAGCAGCACUAUGUCUGCUCAAGAGGACUUAUUGUUGAUGACGAAGCAUCAGAUUCUGAUGGAGAACUACGAGAGUCUGAAGGAAGAUUACGCGAGUCUUGAGCAGAGGUUUAAGCAUGUCGAACAAAUGAAUGAGACGAUGAAGACGUGUCUUCAGAGCCAUAACCAAAGUAAGGAACUUGUUGAGGCCACGAAUCCGGGCUUGCUCAGGGAUCUUGAGAGGGAGAGAGACGAGUACAAGAAGAUGGUUGAGGAGAUAAAGAGUGAGAGUGAGGGCAUGAUAAAUGAGUUGAGGAUCGGGAAUGAUGAGCUUUUGAUUAUGUUGGAGAAAGAAGAGGAGGAGAAGAAGAUGUUGGAGAGCAAGUAUGAUGAGUUAGUUAAGAGAUUUAGCGAGAUUGAAAAGGAGUGUUCGUGUUUGAAGUCGCUCUAUGAUGAUGCUAAGAGACUCAACGGUCAAGGAAGGAACAAUGUGGGUUUGGAAGAUGAGGUGAUUGUGGUGGGUGAGAAUCAUAAUGUGAACAACAACAACAACACAGUGGCUGGUAUGUCUGUUUUUUCUCUUGUUUUGGUGAACCUCUGCUGUAUUUGUUAUGUAAACAAAAGAAAAAGAAGUGUUUUGGUUUGGAUCUUUCUUUUGUGUGCAGAUGCGAUUGUGCUCAGUGACGAGAGUGAUGCUGAGAAUGAUAAUCCCACAAGAGAGAGCAACAUAAAACAAGAAGGCAGCAAUGGAGUAAACUCAUCACAAGUGAAGCAUUCAUCAUCAUCAAAAAUAACGCAUCCAUUAUCCUCCCCUUCCUCCUCCUCUUCAUCAUCAUCAUCAGAUGUGUAUCUUGUUCCGCUUAAAAGAUCCCGGGUUGAUGAUUAGAGCAAGACGUUUUAGAAGCCGUCAGAUGCAGAGAACAUAAAGCUGCUCUUUUAUCAAAUAUCAGAUGUAUUGUUUUUUGUUUUUGUCCCUGAGUUUUAACAAUUUCAAGGAGCUAGAUUGCUAAUGUUAUUCUUGUUAGGUGAAUUCUCUAUUUGUUUUAAAGUACUACUUGGAUCGUAUAUAUUCGGCUUGAAUAUCUAAUCUGC